UCAUGAUCUAACGGCUACAAAUCCAAGCCCGCUAAAAAUUGACCGUUGGAAAUUUUCUUUAAUGGCUCGUCCUCUCACUAUCCCUCUCUCUCACGCUCUAUAUCGUUCUCCUUCUUCUCAUAUUCUCUUCAGCCAUUUAUCAAUAAAAGAAAAAAGGUUAAAAAAAAACAGAAAUCGAAAAGGAACGAUCAUGGCGACGAGACGAGUCAUUCCUCAACAAGUUAGAGGUGAUCCCUUCGACGCGAAAAACGCGGUGGCAAAGAAUCGUCGCGUUCUUGGCGACAUCGGAAACAUUGCUUCUCUUCCCGGAGCCGAAGGAGGAAAGAUUAAUCGCCCAUUGACCCGUAACUUCCGCUCCCAAUUGCUCGGAAACGCACAAGUUGCAGCCGCCGCUAAUAAAAAGCAGAUCAAUGUGGGCAAGGCUUCGAUUCUUGAUGGAGCUCCGGUUGUGCCCAAGAAACCAGAAGCUGUAAGGGCGGUUCAGAGGAAGGCGAGAGCUGUUAAGCGGGAGCCAUUAAAACCUAUCCAAGAAGUGAUUUUGAUCAGUCCUGAUACUGACGAGGUCGCAAAAGCUAAAGAGGAGAAGAAAAACGAUGCGUCCAAGAAGAAAGUGACAUACACUUCGGUUCUCAAUGCUCGAAGCAAGGCUGCUUCCAAGACUCUGGAUAUCGACUCGGUCGACAAAGACAAUGACCUUGCUGCUGUGGAGUAUGUCGAGGACAUGUACACUUUCUACAAAGAAGUUGAGAAUGAGAGCAAGCCUCAACUGUAUAUGCAUACUCAGCCUGAGAUUAACGAGAAGAUGAGAUCAAUUCUUAUAGAUUGGCUUGUAAACGUUCACGUCAAGUUUGAUCUGUCCCCUGAGACUAUCUACCUCACCAUCAACAUAAUUGAUCGUUUCUUGUCUCUGAAACCUGUGCCUAGAAGAGAACUUCAGCUUCUAGGUGUGAGUGCUUUGCUCAUCGCUUCGAAAUAUGAAGAAAUCUGGCUUCCUCAGGUCGAUGAUUUGGUAUACGUCACAGACAACUCCUACAGCAACAAGCAGAUUCUAGUGAUGGAGAAGACCAUAUUGGGAAACCUAGAGUGGUACUUGACGGUUCCAACACAGUACGUGUUCCUCGUGAGGUUCAUCAAAGCGGCGGUUCCUGACACGGAGACGGAGAACAUGGUCCACUUCUUAGCUGAGUUGGGUAUGAUGCAUUACAACACUUUGAAGUUCUGCCCUUCUAUGCUCGCUGCUUCAGCAGUCUACACAGCGAGAUGCUUCUUGAACAAGACCCCUGCUUGGACUGAUACUCUGACGUUCCACACAGGCUACACUGGACAUCAGCUCAUGGAGUGCUCAAAGCUUUUAGCUUUCAUUCAUUCGAGAGUUGGGGAGAGCAAGCUACAAGCUGUGUUCAACAAAUACUCGAAACCGGAAAGAUGUGCUGUUGCUUUGGUUUCACCAGCCAAGUCCCUUUUGUCUUGAAGAUGUCUUGAAACAAGUCGGCAAAGUUCUGCAUUUUAGAUCUCUUUGAUCUUUGCUCUGUAAAUGAUUUUUUUUAAUAUAUUUUGCUUGUUGAGAAAUGAUUGUUUCCCUAUGAAUUCAAAAGUAUUAAUGAAUAUUGUAAUAGAAUCGUUUUGGUCUCCUAUCAUAUUUUAAAAACUUUGG
Messenger RNA from Thlaspi arvense, 1654 nucleotides. Lineage: Eukaryota; Viridiplantae; Streptophyta; Magnoliopsida; Brassicales; Brassicaceae. The record is from the annotation of a GenBank genome assembly.